AUGUCCCCGUUGCAUCGUUACAACCGAGUGAGCCGGCCGUCAUCACCGCCGUAUGCAGACACAUCCGUGGACAGAGCUGUAGCAAGGUGCAUCUACAACGAAGAUCCUUUCGAGUUUGCUAGAGAAGUAGAUACUGAAUAUCGCAAACUAUGUGAGGAACUCAUCGAACGAGUUGGGAACCGAUUUGUCUCCGCUGAAGUACAACGGAUGCAACAUCGGCUUGUUGCGAACGACAGCGAUGCAUCUUCGCUGACUCCGUCUGCGGUAGUGUCCGGUGGAUUUGGUCGUCCGUCGUUAGAUAGGCUUUCCGUAGGUAGCACUGUAUCAGUUGGGCAGUACUCAAUGACGGGCAACUCGCCACUUCGGAUCAUUCCCGAAUUGCAUAAACUUUGA
Molecule: messenger RNA, 393 nt
Organism: Strongylus vulgaris
Lineage: Eukaryota; Metazoa; Nematoda; Chromadorea; Rhabditida; Strongylidae
Source: the annotation of a GenBank genome assembly